AUGGCACGACUUUUUCUCGCUCUUUGUAUCGUUAUUUACUCACUGUCAGCUCUUUUAGUAUCAGCUCAAGACUGUCCUUUACCAACCAAAGCUGAGAUAGAGUCUGUAUUGCCUCCUUUACUAGUCAUUUCUGAUGGUGACCAGGUGUACUCUCCUACUGUAACUGAAGGAUCAGUUCAAUAUGUCUGUCAAGCUCAAGGGAGCAUGAUUGAUACUUAUCAAGCCAUAGCUCUUAUAGCUACAUUCACUCCUAACCCAGGAGAAGCUGAACAAACCAGCAUAUUUGAUAUUGAGUGUAUCAGUGGUACAUGGAGUGGAAGGACUGGUAGUUUAGAUCCUCCUCCUGCCAGUGUUGUUAAUGUUCCUCCAAGAACUGAUUGUUAUCGGUGUAGGGAAGGUUUUGGUGGUGAUACUAGAUGUAGAGCAUGUGACUCUGCUUGUAGUUCUGGACUGAUAAGGUGUACUGGAUCAGGCUCUGGUGAUUGUUGUUUAUCAUUUACUGCUAAUGCUACCUGUCAUGAUCAAGUAGCUGAUUACAAUUGCCUUUGUGUAGAAGGUUACACUGGAAAGAACUGCUCCAUUAACAUAGACGAUUGUAGCCCUGACCCAUGUGAAAAUGAAGCUACCUGUAAUGAUCAAGUAGCUGAUUAUAAUUGCCUUUGUGUAGAAGGCUACACUGGAAAGAACUGCUCCAUUGACAUAGACGAUUGUAGUCCUGACCCAUGUGAAAAUGGAGCUACCUGUAAUGAUCAAGUAGCUGAUUAUAAUUGCCUUUGUGUAGAAGGCUACACUGGAAAGAACUGCUCCAUUGACAUAGACGAUUGUAGUUCUGAUCCAUGUCAAAAUGGAGCUACCUGUCAUGAUCAAGUAGCUGAUUACAAUUGCCUUUGUGUAGAAGGUUACACUGGAAAGAACUGCUCCAUUAACAUAGACGAUUGUAGCCCUGACCCAUGUGAAAAUGGAGCUACCUGUAAUGAUCAAGUAGCUGAUUAUAAUUGCCUUUGUGUAGAAGGCUACACUGGAAAGAACUGCUCCAUUAACAUAGACGAUUGUAGCCCUGACCCAUGUGAAAAUGGAGCUACCUGUGAUGAUCAAGUAGCUGAUUACAAUUGUCUUUGUGUAGAAGGCUACACUGGAAAGAACUGCUCCAUUAACAUAGACGAUUGUAGCCCUGACCCAUGUGAAAAUGGAGCUACCUGUAAUGAUCAAGUAGCUGAUUAUAAUUGCCUUUGUGUAGAAGGCUACACUGGAAAGAACUGCUCCAUUAACAUAGACGAUUGUAGUUCUGAUCCAUGUGAAAAUGGAGCUACCUGUCAUGAUCAAGUAGCUGAUUACAAUUGCCUUUGUGUAGAAGGCUACACUGGAAAGAACUGCUCCAUUGACAUAGACGAUUGUAGCCCUGACCCAUGUGAAAAUGGAGCUACCUGUAAUGAUCAAGUAGCUGAUUACAAUUGUCUUUGUGUAGAAGGCUACACUGGAAAGAACUGCUCCAUUAACAUAGACGAUUGUAGCCCUGACCCAUGUGAAAAUGGAGCUACCUGUGAUGAUCAAGUAGCUGAUUACAAUUGUCUUUGUGUAGAAGGCUACACUGGAAAGAACUGCUCCAUUAACAUAGACGAUUGUAGCCCUGACCUAUGUGAAAAUGGAGCUACCUGUAAUGAUCAAGUAGCUGAUUACAAUUGUCUUUGUGUAGAAGGCUACACUGGAAAGAACUGCUCCAUUAACAUAGACGAUUGUAGCCCUGACCCAUGUGAAAAUGGAGCUACCUGUGAUGAUCAAGUAGCUGAUUAUAAUUGCCUUUGUGUAGAAGGCUACACUGGAAAGAACUGCUCCAUUAACAUAGACGAUUGUAGCCCUGACCCAUGUGAAAAUGGAGCUACCUGUGAUGAUCAAGUAGCUGAUUACAAUUGUCUUUGUGUAGAAGGCUACACUGGAAAGAACUGCUCCAUUAACAUAGACAAUUGUAGCCCUGACCCAUGUGAAAAUGGAGCUGCCUGUAAUGAUCAAGUAGCUGAUUAUAAUUGCCUUUGUGUAGAAGGCUACACUGGAAAGAACUGCUCCAUUAACAUAGACGAUUGUAGCCCUGACCCAUGUGAAAAUGGAGCUACCUGUGAUGAUCAAGUAGCUGAUUAUAAUUGCCUUUGUGUAGAAGGUUACACUGGAAAGAACUGCUCCAUUAACAUAGACGAUUGUAGCCCUGACCCAUGUGAAAAUGGAGCUACCUGUAAUGAUCAAGUAGCUGAUUAUAAUUGUCUUUGUGUAGAAGGUUACACUGGAAAGAACUGCUCCAUUAACAUAGACGAUUGUAGCCCUGACCCAUGUGAAAAUGGAGCUACCUGUGAUGAUCAAGUAGCUGAUUAUAAUUGCCUUUGUGUAGAAGGCUACACUGGAAAGAACUGCUCCAUUAACAUAGACGAUUGUAGCCCUGACCCAUGUGAAAAUGGAGCUACCUGUAAUGAUCAAGUAGCUGAUUACAAUUGUCUUUGUGUAGAAGGCUACUCUGGAAAGAACUGCUCCAUAGACAUCAAUGAAUGUGAUCCUGAUCCAUGUCAAAAUGGAGCUACCUGUCAUGAUCAAGUAGCUGAUUACAAUUGUCUUUGUGUAGAAGGCUACACUGGAAAGAACUGCUCCAUUAACAUAGACGAUUGUAGUCCUGACCCAUGUCAAAAUGGAGCUACCUGUGAUGAUCAAGUAGCUGAUUACAGUUGCCUUUGUGUAGAAGGCUACACUGGAAAGAACUGCUCCAUUAACAUAGACGAUUGUAGUCCUAAUCCUUGUAAAAAUGGUGGCGCCUGUAAUGAUCAAGUAGCUGAUUACACUUGCGAUUGUGUAGAAGGCUACACUGGAAAGAACUGCUCUGUUAACAUAGAUGAUUGCAGUCCUGAUCCUUGUAAAUAUGGAGCUACCUGUGAUGAUCAAGUAGCUGAUUAUAGUUGUCUUUGUGUAGAAGGCUACACUGGAAAGAACUGCUCCAUUGACAUAGACAAUUGUAGUCCUGACCCAUGUCAAAAUGGAGCUACCUGUGAUGAUCAAGUAGCUGAUUACAAUUGCGAUUGUGUAGAAGGCUACACUGGAAAGAACUGCUCUGUUAACAUAGAUGAUUGCAGUCCUGAUCCUUGUAAAUAUGGAGCUACCUGUGAUGAUCAAGUAGCUGAUUAUAGUUGUCAUUGUGUAGAAGGCUACACUGGAAAGAACUGCUCCAUUAACAUAGAUGAUUGCAGUCCUGAUCCUUGUAAAAAUGGAGCUACCUGUAAUGAUAGAGUUGCUGAUUAUCAAUGUGAGUGUCGAAGUGGAUUUAGAGGCAAGAAUUGUUCCGAGAAUAUUAAUGAUUGUGCUCCAGACCCUUGUGUUAAAGGUACAUGUGUUGAUGAAAUAAAUGAUUACACUUGUAUAUGUGAAACUGGAUAUUAUGGUAAGAACUGUUCCCUCACUAUCACACCCUCUCCCUCUCCAACACAAUGUACAUUAAGUGGAUGUGAGAACUGUGAUGCUGUUAGAGAGGGAUGCUGUAGAAUUUGUUCAGCUGGUUAUACUUUGAAUGAUAACUGCUUAUGUGUUGGAGAGAGGUCUCAAGGUGAUUCCAGUCUUCCUUUGUGGGCAAUUAUUAUCAUAGCAGUAAUUCCACUUCUGUUGAUAAUAAUUGCUAUUAUAAUCGUGUUGAUUAUUGUUGUCGCCAUUAAAGCAAAGAAGCAAAGUGCUGCUUAUAAAUUUCCUCCAGUAGAGUCUAUGAAAGUAUCAAACCCUGCCUUCAAGUCAACUUUGUAAUUAUAGUAUCAAUUUACAUAAAUUACUUUUAUUUUUAUAGAGUUUUAUGUAUCAGUUAUUUUUUCUUGUUGAUUUAUAGUAAAUGUUAAUUGUAACCAGAAGCCAA
Amphimedon queenslandica is the source of this 3871-nucleotide messenger RNA. Its product is annotated as fibropellin-1. Gene Ontology annotation, molecular function: Notch binding; calcium ion binding. The transcript has 5 exons. Gene Ontology annotation, biological process: Notch signaling pathway. Lineage: Eukaryota; Metazoa; Porifera; Demospongiae; Haplosclerida; Niphatidae. The record is from RefSeq and is a predicted model, not a curated record. Bases 1 to 3765 code for a protein of 1254 amino acids.